AUGACGCAUCCAUUCGACGCUGAUGACUUACUAAAAAGAUCGAUAUUCAGCUCUAUUCUUGGAUUUGGCCGUAAAAUAAAGAAUUCAGGGAAGAUAGGAUCGACGACUAGCAUAAAUACUAACAGUACCACAGCACUGAGUGAUUUAACUCCAUACAACCGCAAAUAUCGAACAAAACAGGAAAUAUACAACGAAAUUGUUUGUGAAUGCGCUGAACUGGAGAAAAAUAAGGUUGCAUCGGUGCCGAAUUCAGCUGAGAUGAGAUCCGUAGCAUGCUCCACAAAUGGGCUGACUGACACAACAAUAAGUCCAUGCAUUCCGGAUCCUCACACUUCAUUAGAACACAGUAACAACAAAACAAUACAGAAUUUAGUUCAACUAUUGGUGGCAGCUGUUAAGGAAAGUGGAAUCCUCAAUGAUCAAAGUGGAACAAGUUCACCAGAAGACAUACUGAAACGUAAAAGGCUACAGAACAAGAAUGCAGCGAUACGCUACCGAAAACGACAAAAGGAGCUCAAAGAGGAGGCAGAAUUGGAAAUGACAAUCCUUGUGAACAAAAAUAAUGAAUUGAAAAACGAAAUCAAACGAAUGCAAGCCGAAAUCGAUCAACUGAAAGCACGAGUUUUAAAAAGAACCAGCGAAGAAGCGUACCCCUCCCGUGAAAUAUAG
Messenger RNA from Loa loa (African eye worm), 669 nucleotides. RefSeq lists its product as hypothetical. Gene Ontology annotation, biological process: regulation of DNA-templated transcription. The transcript is spliced from 4 exons. Gene Ontology annotation, molecular function: DNA-binding transcription factor activity. The coding region runs from base 1 to 669 and encodes 222 amino acids. NCBI's taxonomy places the organism in Eukaryota, Metazoa, Nematoda, Chromadorea, Rhabditida, Onchocercidae. The record is from RefSeq and is a predicted model, not a curated record.